AGUGAAAUUGUUUUAAUAUUACCCAGGCAGUGAAUGAAAGGACCCUGCCUGCUGUUCUGCCUCUUACAGAGGGAAAGGUAAGGAAGGGUUUGGUGACAAUGCCAGAGGAACUUUCAAAGAAGGAAAAUCUCCUAAACCCAAGUCUCGGGACAUGGUCUACUCACAUAGCACAGAAAUUUGUAUACAGAGAUGAAAAAGCUGCUGUCCCAAGAGCUGCUGCAGACAGAUGAACACUUUCAAUUCCUCCCACUUGUCUCCCUCACGGAGAAAUGAUCUAUCCCUCAGCCCCCUGGAGGGGAAAUCAACCCAGCUCUCAGCUCCUGUGUGUCUGAGGCAGAGCAAACAGGCUGAAAGUGCAAAGUUCUUUCACUGCAUCAACUCCUUCCUAACAGUGAUGGAGAGUGGAGGGAGAGGAAAUCACUGGAAGAGCUGGUGCCAGGCAGGGGAGAUGGCUAAGGGCACUUCUGUCCCUCUGGAGCAGCUGCUGCACUCAGGAGACCCCCAGCUCCUGCAGGGUGACCUCUGGGGCAGUUGCCACUGUUCCCUUAUCCAUGCCAGAGGCUCCAGUGCAGCACCUCGGCUUCCAAAGGGACCUGGAAGGAGGCAGCUGAGCUCCCUCCGGGCAGAGUGGGGAUAGAAGGACAGACAUCCAUGGGCAAAGGAGCAAUGCAGAAUUUACAUUAUAGAUAGAGAAAGGGGGGGAUAUAGGGAGAUAGGGAUAGGGAUAGGGAUAGGGAUAGGGAUAGGGAUAGGGAUAGGGAUAGGGAUAGGGAUAGGGAUAGGGACAGGGAUAGGGAUAGGGAUAGGGAUAGGGAUAGGGAUAGGGAUAGGGAUAGGGAUAGGGAUAGGGAUAGGGACAGGGAUAGGAUGCAGGUCCCGGCUCUCUGCUGCUGCCCGCUAUGCCCUGGGCAGAGGAGCUCGGUGCAGAGGUGCGGUCCCUGCGGGUACCGGGGCAGAGGAGCUCGGUGUGGAGGUGCGGUCCCUGCAGGUACCGGGGCAGAGGAGCUCCGUGCGGAGGUGCGGUCCCUGCGGAGUCUCCUGCAGUCGCUGCGGCAGCUCCGGGAAGAGGAAGGGGAGCCGAGCCUGGGAGCUGAGCCGGGGGCCGGGGCUGAGGACGGCGGCUGCGAUCCGGAGCUCCCGGCUCCGGUCCCGGCCCCAGCCCUCCCCGGCCAGCCGAGGGACAGAGCCAGUGAAGGAGUGAAGGAAACGCCUGUCCUCCCUCCGACAGAGACACUUCUGCCGCUGCUUAGGGACGAGGAUGAGGAGAGCCGGAGCGCAGACGGGCUGCGAUGGGAGCGGAGCGGGGAAAGCCGGGGCUGCCGCUGGAGCUGCCGCUGUCCCCGGCUGAAAGCCUCGGAGCGGCUCCCCCCGCAGCUCUCUGAGCUCCUCUCACAGGUUUCUGGAGCAGAUGGAGGAGCUGAAGCCGGCACCGGCUGCCCAGAGGUUCCUGAGUCUCCGUUUCAGCAGCCAUAGCACCAGGCUGCCCUCGGACCCGACACGGAGCAAUAAACCUGGUGCCAAGCCUACAUCGCCUUUUUUGAGUGGGGUUUUUUUUUGGUCACGGUUUAGCAGAUGGUCAGAGGAUACAGAAACCCCCUCCAGA
Molecule: messenger RNA, 1603 nt
Organism: Poecile atricapillus (Black-capped chickadee)
Lineage: Eukaryota; Metazoa; Chordata; Aves; Passeriformes; Paridae
Exons: 2
Coding region: 868-1473 (201 amino acids)
Source: RefSeq, a predicted model, not a curated record